Bubalus bubalis (water buffalo) is the source of this 3061-nucleotide messenger RNA. It is a transcript of the gene RILPL2, whose product is annotated as Rab interacting lysosomal protein like 2. The record is from RefSeq and is a predicted model, not a curated record. The transcript is spliced from 4 exons. Gene Ontology annotation, biological process: cilium assembly. Gene Ontology annotation, cellular component: ciliary basal body; cytoplasm. Bases 270 to 1214 code for a protein of 314 amino acids. Lineage: Eukaryota; Metazoa; Chordata; Mammalia; Artiodactyla; Bovidae. Gene Ontology annotation, molecular function: protein dimerization activity.
UGCAGCCCGCACUCCUGUACGGACUUCGGGGUGGACGGUGCACCGGAGCGCGGGCCUGCGAGCCGCCCUGCGUGGCCUCCACAGACGCCCCCACCUCCCGGGCCCACCCCUCGGCGGCGCUGAUUGGCCGCUUCUGGGCCACUUUCCCCCGCCCCCGGGCCCGGCAGGGUCCUCGGCCCAGCGAGCGGAAAGUUUUCUGUGCUGGAGGAAGUUGAACGUUCGCAGACUCCGAGAAAGCAGCUCCGGAGGCUGUAGGGGUCUGGGCCGCCAUGGAGGAGCCCCCUUUGAGAGAGGAAGAAGAGGAAGAGGAGGAGGACGAGGCGGGACCCGAGGGGGCUCUGGGCAAGAGCCCCUUGCAGCUGACCGCUGAGGACGUAUAUGACAUCUCCUACGUGAUGGGCCGUGAGCUGAUGGCCCUGGGCAGUGACCCCCGGGUGACACAACUGCAGUUCAAGAUCGUCCGCGUCCUGGAGAUGCUGGAGACGCUGGUGAAUGAAGGGAACCUGACGGUGGAGGAGCUAAGAAUGGAGCGGGACAACCUCAGGAAGGAGGUGGAGGGGCUGCGGAGAGAGGGCUCGGCCGCCGGCAGGGAGGUGAACCUGGGACCAGACAAAAUGGUGGUUGACCUGACAGAUCCCAACCGACCACGCUUUACUCUGCAGGAGCUGAGGGACGUGCUUCAGGAGCGCAACAAGCUCAAGUCACAGCUGCUGGUGGUGCAGGAAGAGCUGCAGUGCUAUAAGAGUGGUCUGAUUCCACCAAGAGAAGGCCCAGGAGGAAGAAGAGAGAAAGAGGCUCUUUUUCCCAGGGGCAGCAAUGCCAACAGCAACAAGGAGGAGAAGACAAUCAUAAGGAAACUAAAGAACAGCGGGUAUGAAGGCCAGAGGCUGGAGACAGCUUGUGCAGCAAAGAUGAUAGCGGCUGGAGCAGCAAAGAGAAGGGAGGUGAGGUUGGAGUGGGGAGCGAUUGGGUCCUUCUGGGCCACAUGGAUCCCAGUGAUGACUUUGGAUUUCAUUCUAAGUGCUUUGGAAAGACCUUGGAAGGUUUUAAGCUGGGGAGUGACAUGUCCAUAUUCACCUAUAAAAAGCUUAAGGACCUCCCUGGUGAUCCAGGGGUUAAAGUUCUGUGCUCCCAAUGCAGUAGGCAUGGGUUCAAUCCCUGGUCCAGAGCUAAGAUAUCACACGCCGCAUGAUGCAGCCGAGAAUAAAAAAUAAAAUCUUUUUGAAAAAACAAAAGUUUACUCUGACUGCUUUGUGAAGAAGCGUUGAUAGGACAGAGUCAAAUUGUUUCUUCUCCCUAGAAAGGGUCUCCUGUGGUAAGAUAAUGUAUGAGAGAGCAUCUCCACCCUACAGAGGGUAUCAGAUCUGAAAGUGUUUAUGUGGGAUAUUCACUGGCUGAGGAUCGCACUGGAAACAAGGCUUCCAGACCCAUAAGCUACUGGUUUCUUUCUUUCUCUUCUUGGGGAGUUCUUUGGGUCACAUAAUUGGAGUUUGAGCCUGAUAUGGCAAAAAUGAAAUGUACGUAAGCCAGCCUAAGGUCAUGGGCUUCCCAGGUGGCACUAGUAGUAAAGAAUCCCCCCUGCCAAUUCAGGAGAUGCAAGACUUGGGUUUGAUCCCUGAGCUGGGAAGAUCCCCAGGAGGAGGGCAUGGCAACCUGCUCCUGUAUUCUGGCCUGGAGAAUCCCAUGAACAGAGCAGCCUGGCGGGCUACAGUCCACGGGGCCAAGAGUCAGACACGACUGAGCGACUGAGCAAACACUGAAGACACAGGUUUGAAGAUAGUGAGGCCACGACUUGAUGAUCAGACAAGCUACGGAGUGAAUGAAUGAAUGACUUUCCGAAGAAUUAGGUCAUGCUAAGAAGGGUUUUAUCUUUGUCCUGAGGACAAUGGGGAGCCCUGGAAGGGUUUAAGCUGAGGAAUGACUUAUCUCUGCACAGUGAUGCAGUCAUGCUGACUGCUGUGUGAGUGGAUUGUGGGGGUGGUGGGGGAGGGGGCAGACAGGAAGGCUGUGAUGCUCAUCAGGGUGGCUCAGCCUGGGGGUGGCAGUGGAAGAGAUAAGUGGUGGGAUUAGGAACAUAUUUGGGGCAUGGUAACUAAAAUACAACAGAUGGGAUGACAGGAGAGGAAUUGAGAACAACUCCCAGUUCCUGGCUUGAAUGACUGGGUGGGGGGUGAUGUCAUUUCCUGAGGCAGGGAAGUGGGGGUUGGGAGGUGGUAUACUUAGGUUCAGGGGGAGGGUGGAUGUGCCCUAUCGCCUGUAUCCACACAUGAGUCAAGGGCUCACCCCUGCCGUUGCCGGCAGAGCUGCUAGCGGGGCUGGGACUGGGGCUUGUCUGACUAGAAGCAAGAGCCUGUAUCCCCAUCACUGACUUCUCAGCUCACUGGCCAUCUUUGCGUCUUUCCGACAACCUGAGCUAGCAUUGACACUGUACUUUGUGAUCACCCCCACGUGUCUAGUGCAUCAGGAGGACUGAAAGUUUGGCGUUCAUGCUUCAGGGAUAUCUUUAUAUGUGUUAUCUGUUAUAUCCAAGAAUUUACAUAUUAGUCAUUAUUCAUUUUAUCAUUGUAGGGAACACUGAGAAGUUACCGUUUCCUCUACAAUAAAAACCACUUAAAAUGAAAACAAAAACAUUCCAGACUCCGUUUGUCAGUCUAGCACAGUGGUUAAGUGGGCUUCUGGGCCCAACUCCCAGUUCCAAGACAAAAUUGUGUGACCUUGGGCCUGUUACUUAACCUCCCAGAACCUCAGUUUGCUCAUCUGUAAAAUGGGGAUAUUGACUAUACUCAACAUCCUCAUGCUGUUAUUAGUGUGAAAUGAGCUAGUAGACGGAAAGCCCUGGAACAGUGCCUAUUGCAUAAUGAGCUCUUAAGAAAUAAACUUUUGGGUGAAUGGCCUGCAGGAGCUGCUUACAGAAUUUGCAGGGGGUUGUGCACCCCCCGCUACAGCGCUCUGUUUCCUCUGACCUCCCACCUCCUGCCCCGACCCAGGUUCUCUUUCCGAUCGGGGAAGCAGACCUAGACCUGAGGCCAUGACUGCGUUCUCAGACACGGAGGACCACCCA